Eutrema salsugineum is the source of this 585-nucleotide messenger RNA. RefSeq lists its product as uncharacterized. NCBI's taxonomy places the organism in Eukaryota, Viridiplantae, Streptophyta, Magnoliopsida, Brassicales, Brassicaceae. The record is from RefSeq and is a predicted model, not a curated record. The transcript is spliced from 3 exons. Bases 1 to 585 code for a protein of 194 amino acids.
AUGGACGGCAAAAACAUUGAAUCCGAAGGAGUACCGAUUGAGCAGGUGCUAGCUUCUUACAUAUAUUUCGCAAGCGAACAGAUCAGAACUGAAAAGUUUUUGGAUAAGUUGGAGGAGAAAGGACCAAAGGGAGUGGCCUUAGCUACGCUGCGUAGGUCAGAGCGAUUAUUGUUUACUGAUGAUUAUAAGUACAUCAUGAGACAAAUGGUCUAUAGGCGUCUCAUGAUGAUGUAUGUAACUAGAGGUGAAAAGCAAGACCUUCGUCGUUUGUGGAACUUAGCUAAGGAGAACAUAUUAUUUUUUGACGAGUACGGGUAUAUUUCCACGAUUUGGGCGUUUUUGAGGAAAGAAGAUAUCCAAGGGGCACACGAGGAGAUGGUGAACGACAUGGUUAAAGAUCAUAAUGAAGAGGAGAAGAUGAAAAGAGCGAUGGAGUACGUGGAAGGUACGAUAGACAUUGAGAGUGCGGCUGAUGUUUUGAGACUGUUGGGGAAGCAAGAACCGCAACAUGUUAUGGAUAGUAAUAGAUUAAGUCAGAAGAUGGUGGAAGCAAUGAGAGGAGGAGCAUACUUUGGUGGUGUUUAA